This is a messenger RNA of Medicago truncatula (barrel medic), 1227 nucleotides long. RefSeq names its product vestitone reductase. The coding region runs from base 85 to 1065 and encodes 326 amino acids. Lineage: Eukaryota; Viridiplantae; Streptophyta; Magnoliopsida; Fabales; Fabaceae. The record is from RefSeq and is a predicted model, not a curated record. Gene Ontology annotation, molecular function: oxidoreductase activity, acting on the CH-OH group of donors, NAD or NADP as acceptor. The transcript is spliced from 3 exons.
GUAUAAAUAAGUUAAUAGUAGAAGUUAAGGACAACACAAAGAAAAGGAAACAAACACUAUCAAUCACAGAAAAAGAGUGUCCAAAUGGCUGAAGGAAAAGGAAGAGUUUGUGUGACUGGAGGUACAGGUUUUCUUGGUUCAUGGAUUAUCAAGAGUCUUCUUGAAAAUGGAUACUCUGUCAAUACCACUAUUAGAGCUGAUCCAGAACGUAAGAGGGAUGUUAGAUUCCUGACAAAUCUACCCGGUGCAUCCGAAAAGCUACAUUUCUUCAACGCCGAUCUAAGCAACCCAGACAGUUUCGCUGCAGCAAUCGAAGGCUGUGUCGGGAUAUUCCACACCGCUUCGCCAAUUGACUUCGCUGUGAGUGAACCAGAAGAAAUAGUGACAAAAAGAACAGUCGACGGCGCAUUAGGCAUUUUAAAAGCAUGUGUGAAUUCAAAGACAGUGAAGAGAUUUAUAUACACUUCAAGUGGUUCUGCUGUUUCAUUCAAUGGAAAAGACAAAGAUGUGUUGGAUGAGAGUGAUUGGAGUGAUGUUGAUUUGCUUAGAAGUGUUAAACCAUUUGGUUGGAAUUAUGCUGUUUCUAAGACAUUGGCUGAGAAAGCUGUUCUUGAAUUUGGUGAACAAAAUGGAAUUGAUGUUGUUACUUUGAUUCUUCCUUUUAUUGUUGGUCGUUUUGUUUGCCCUAAGCUUCCUGAUUCUAUCGAGAAAGCUCUUGUUUUGGUAUUAGGGAAAAAAGAACAAAUUGGUGUGACACGUUUCCACAUGGUACAUGUUGAUGAUGUAGCUAGAGCACAUAUAUAUCUACUUGAGAAUUCUGUUCCAGGAGGUAGAUACAAUUGCUCACCAUUCAUUGUACCUAUUGAAGAGAUGUCUCAACUUCUUUCAGCCAAAUAUCCAGAAUAUCAAAUACUAACAGUAGAUGAGUUGAAGGAAAUUAAAGGUGCAAGGUUACCAGAUUUAAACACGAAGAAACUCGUGGACGCUGGUUUCGAAUUUAAGUACACUAUCGAAGAUAUGUUCGACGAUGCAAUUCAAUGUUGCAAGGAGAAAGGCUAUCUAUAAGCAUGUGUUGGAAAAUUUCAUGUUGUAAUCUAUUUUAGUCAUGAAAGUUGAGAAAAUAAUAAUGUGCCUAAGAUCAAUGACGGCUAAUGAGAUGUACAAGUUUAUGCAUUGAGUUGUUUGUGAUGAAUCAACUAAUGAAAUAAUCAGUUUAUUUUCUGAAUA